This is a messenger RNA of Nothobranchius furzeri (turquoise killifish), 1058 nucleotides long. RefSeq names its product transmembrane 4 L six family member 5 (gene tm4sf5). Lineage: Eukaryota; Metazoa; Chordata; Actinopteri; Cyprinodontiformes; Nothobranchiidae. Gene Ontology annotation, cellular component: membrane. The record is from RefSeq and is a predicted model, not a curated record.
ACCGCUCCUGUUUGACUUUCGCAUUCGUGGAUCUCCUCUCUCUCUCAUUCACCUCCUCCUUUUCUGGGUUUCACUCGUUGACUUCCUGUUGAAAAGCAUAAACGACAGAGGAAGUGAAGCGGUGGGGUGAGAGCAGGGUCAGUCAGAAACCAUGUGUUGUACAGGAAAAUGUGCCCGCCUGGUGGGACUGAUCCUGCUGCCGACGGCCUUCGUCUGCAUGAUCUCCAAUCUGCUGCUGUUCUUCCCAAAUGGAGAGAAGCUGAAGAAUUCAAACAUCUCCUUGCAGGUCUGGCUCAUGGGGGGGCUCAUCGGAGGAGGCCUCUUUAUGCUGUGCCCGAGCUGCUCGGCUAUCAGGGCAGGGGGCAAGGGUUGCUGUGGAAAGGGUUGCUGCGGCAACCGUUGUCGGAUGUUAAACUCAGUUUUCUCUUCUGCAUUUGGUCUGGUUGGAGCGAUUUACUGCACUAGCGUGGCCUCAGCCGGUUUGGCGAUUGGACCAAAGUGCCAGCUGAACAAUAAAGACUGGAAAUACCCAUUUGAGGACACGGGCACGGGUGCUGGCAGCUACCUUGUUAACCAGACAAUGUGGACGAUCUGCACAUACCCUGAAAAUGCAGUAAUGUGGCACGUGGUGCUGUUCUCUAUCCUCCUGAGCAUGGGCAUCCUGCAGAUGGUACUCUGUGGCAUCCAGGUCGUCAACGGCUGCAUAGGCUGCAUCUGUGGAGACUGUCGGGACAGCAACGAUGACGACGGUGGACUUUAGAGCUGAAGUAGACGCUCCUGUUGGGUCCUGCCUGCUCUGUUAAAUGUCUAUAGAGAGGUGCAACGUUUCUGUGAAGAAGCCUGUUGAGAUUUGAUCUUUUUGAUAAUCUUCGAUGCUCUUGUUUCAAACAUAUCAACAUUUUUUGGGGUGAUUUUUUUUUGUUGUCUUAUUUUCUUGCAACUUUUGUGACAAAAACAAUUACUGGAUGACAAGUAAACUCCUUAAAUGGACAAAAAAACUGUAUUUUAACUAUCUGUUUGUAAAAGACUCCAUUUAUCAAAUAAAUGUGACAAUUUCA